ACGAGGAUCAACAAAUUAAAAUCUCAGCUGGAUUCAGACCAAGAAGCGACCAACUCAAACAUCAAUAUGUUGCAAAGUGAUUUUAGAGCCCUAGACAAUGAGCAGUUUUAUUUGAAGGAUGAAUUGCAAAAAGUCGCAGGAGAGCUAAAGAAUCAGGACUCGAAAUCUACAUCGGACAUCCAACACUUAAAAUCUCAACUGGACUCUGACUGGGAAGCGACCAUGUCAAAUAUCACCAUGUUGCGAAAUGAGUUUGGAACCCUAAAUAAUAAGCAGGAUAAUUUGAAGAAAUUCGUAAGAGAUGAGCUGAGGAAUCAGGACGUAAAAUCAAAUUCAGACCUCAACCAAUUAAAAUCUCGGCAGGACUCUGACCGGGAAGUGGCCAAUUCAAAUAUAACCACGUUGCGAAAUGUGUUUGGAUCCCUGGAAAAUGAUCAGUAUCAUUUGAAGGUUGCAUUGCUGAAAUUCGAAGGAGAGCUGAAAAAUCAGGGCGUGAAAUCUGUAUCAGACAUAAAGGACUUAAAAUCUCAGUUGGAUUCAGACCGAGAAGCGACCAAAUCAAAUAUCAACACGUUGCAAACUGAGUUCGGAACCCUGGAAAAUAAGCAGGAUGAAUUGCAGAAAGUCGUAGGAGAGCUGAUGAAGAAUCAGGACUCAGACAUCAACAAAUUAAAAUCUCGGCUGGACUCUGACUGGGAAGCGACAAAUUCAAAGAUCACCGCGUUGCGAAAUGAAUUUGGAACCAUGAAAAAUGAGCAGGAUAAUUUGAAGGAUGAUCUGCAGAAAUUCGUAGGAGACCUGAUGAAUCAGGGCUCAUCCUAUAGAAGUGACAUUCGUGAGUUGGAAAACCGUUUAGUGGCUAACCAAAAUAGUUUGGCAUCAAAGAUUGAUGGAACACAAAUCGGAAUACAAGCACUGAAACAGGACCAGGACACCUUAAAGAGUGAAGUUAGCGACGCAAAGCAACAGUUUAGGAACCAGCUCCAGCAAUUUAAUGAAACGGUGGUGGAGCUAUGCAAGCAAAAGCGAUGGGUCGUGUCUACGCUGGAAAAUGGAAAAACGUAUCAUUUUUCGUUGCAAAGAAAUACGUGGUACAUGGCGAAGACGAUCUGCGAGGAUAAAGGAAUGCGUCUUGCUAGUCCGAAAACUCAGGAAGAAAUCAGUCUUUUGCAUAAAAAACUGACGGAGCUGGAGCCAGAUGAUGCUUUUUGGCUUUCUGCGUCUGAUGCGGCAAACAAAGGCGUCGAAUAUCAGUGGCUGGAUGGAGAGGUGCUCAACAGUACCUUGUGGGGAAAGGAAAGGUUACCAGACGACGACGGAAAGGGUUCUGCAUUCUGCGGUUAUAUCAGGAAAAUUCAUGAAGUUAAAUUGUACAAGGAUAAAUGCACCCACUUAGCCAAUUUCAUUUGCGAGAUGCAAUAAUUUUAUUAUUCACUGAUUUUAUUUGAAAAACUUCAACAUAUAAACUGAUUGUACCCUAAGAAAACUCUUAUAGCGUUUAUUUUCUUCGUGCGCAGGCAACCUAGUUCGAGCUGACCGUAUUUAUGGGGGUUAUGCUCAUUAAAGUUAUUGAUACAGCGUCAGGGGAGAAGCACGCCGACGUUUUGUCUCGAGUCUCGAGGGUGGUAAGAAAAAAAUGGGAUAUACAAAUGCGAUGCAGAUUGGUGUUUUGGAUCAAAUGCAUGUCAAUAGGGCAGCAGUGCCAAUAGCAUAUUUUCCCGCGAUAAAACAACAAAGUGCUUUCGUAUUCGGUCGGUGAUUUGAAUUUCCGAUUGUCCUCUACGGACGUCAGAGACUGUUUUGAUUUACAUGAGAAUCUCUUGGUAUUUUUACACCUACUACUAUGCUGCAUAAUUCAGGAAGAUUUCUUCAUAUCUGCCAUAUUUGCAUUAAAUUUGAUAUUUUUUCUAAAUUGGACAAGGACUCAUUUACAGAAUGCUGCGUAGCCUCCUAAUAAAUUAGAUUGGUUGCCUGUCGAAAAUUUUACGGAAAUCCCAUAAUUAUUAGAGCUAUGAAUUUUGAAUUUUGUUGUGUUUUAGAGGUUUUUACACAUUAUAUUUUAGGCCAAAUUUACAAAUUUACAAGUUUUUCAAUUAAAAUGGCACUUUCCCGAAUAGAUGUUUAAUUUUGUUGAAAUUCCGAUGAAAAUGUCAUAUUCUUACAAAAUACUGCUCUGAGUGCAAAAACAAAAAUGUUUUUAACCUACAAAUUGAAAUAAAUUGUAUUUUAUGUAUCAAAAAAAGAAAAUUAACCAAAAACUUUGUGUAAUUUUUUUCUCUUUUUAUGGGAAUUUUGUACGUCGUUUUUAUCUUAUUAUACCGUCUGAAUCGUUAAUAAACAAACCUAUUGUGUGCGA
Cloeon dipterum is the source of this 2356-nucleotide messenger RNA. RefSeq lists its product as uncharacterized. NCBI's taxonomy places the organism in Eukaryota, Metazoa, Arthropoda, Insecta, Ephemeroptera, Baetidae. The transcript is spliced from 22 exons. The record is from RefSeq and is a predicted model, not a curated record. Bases 67 to 1422 code for a protein of 451 amino acids.